GGAUGAGCAGAUAAAGAGUUAUUUACGCAAACAUUCGUUGAAAAAAUUCUGUUUCAGUUCUAAUUUCGCAGAUCCACGAGUCGAAUCAUGAUAGAAUUUUACUAAUAAGACAGUUGAUAUAUUUUUCUUCUCUGCGUGUACGUAAAGUUGAAGCAAACAUGAAUCCUUUUUACAUCACUGGGGUGUUAUUUUUCGCCUCCUAUUGCAGCGGUCAAACUGAGCCCACAGAUAUGGUUUAUUGCAAGACACACAUGCAAGUUCACGAGAUCAAAUAUACUUGGGUUAUUGAAAAUUUCAGCGCUUACGACCACCAUAUAAGGGAAAUUCUAUCACCCAAGUUACGCGCAUCCACAACUGAUGAAAUUAUAUUGGAUCUUCGACUACACCCAAACGGUUGGUGCCCCCCAGGAGGUAGGGACGAGGAUGUUCGGUUUAAUAUAUUUACAUCCAACGACAGUGUAGUUGAAGAAGUGCUGGCAGAUUGCGAUGUUUCAAUCAUCAAUCAUAAUAAAGAGGUGUUACUUCAUAAACAUCUAAGAUCAAUAAGUUGUGUACCUGUGCGUGAGGAUCGAUGGAUCAGGAAUGAUGAGACCCUUUGCAGAAAUGACGACUUUUUUAGAAGUCACUUGCUGCAAAAUGAUACAUUAACGAUGUUAUUCCACAUAAAAUGUUUUUCUGAAUCAUCUACUAAUGAUGUUUCUUUUCAACGCAAGAUCCCAUCGCCCCAUCCAACACCCGACAUCGACACUGUCAUCGUGAAAAAUAAUCUUUCCGAAAAUUUCGAAUCGAUGCUGAAAAAUCCGGAAUUCGCGGACGUCGUAUUCAUCACAAAUGGCGGUAACUUCCCAGCUCAUAAGAACAUUUUGGCCGCACGAAGUCCUGUUUUCGCUGCCAUGUUCCGACGCAAAGAUACAAAAAGUGGAAAAAAUAAGAAAAUUCGAAUAAACGUCAGCAAAAACAUGGAUGGAGAAGUACUGCACGCUAUGCUGAGAUACAUUUACACCGGAAUAUGUGAUGACUUCGAGAAACUAGCCGACAAACUAUUCGUAGCAGCAGCAAAAUACGGUUUGGACGGACUGCGAAAAAUCUGCGAAGAAAAGCUUUGCGAGAGUUUAUCGGUUGAAAACGCAGCAAGGCUGCUGGCAUUUGCAGAAAAACACCACGCCGAUAAAUUGAAAUCCAGAGUGGACGAAGUCAUAGCAAACGGUCUGCUCGCCAGUUGAACACAGCCAGCUAAGAGCUGGGAAUAAUCACGAACAAUUUUAUGAAAUGCUCGCUUUCACAAUGCCAACGCGAAGAUACUUGAAUUUUUUUGCAUUUGUUCAAUUUUUUUUCUUAAAUGAAAAUGUAUCAAUUAAAUUUUUAAUCAUUAUAAUGUCUCUUAAUCCACAUU
This is a messenger RNA of Planococcus citri (citrus mealybug), 1393 nucleotides long. RefSeq names its product speckle-type POZ protein-like. Gene Ontology annotation, biological process: regulation of proteolysis; proteasome-mediated ubiquitin-dependent protein catabolic process. Gene Ontology annotation, molecular function: ubiquitin protein ligase binding. Gene Ontology annotation, cellular component: cytoplasm. The transcript is spliced from 2 exons. Lineage: Eukaryota; Metazoa; Arthropoda; Insecta; Hemiptera; Pseudococcidae. The coding region runs from base 159 to 1223 and encodes 354 amino acids. The record is from RefSeq and is a predicted model, not a curated record.